Messenger RNA from Lathyrus sativus (Indian pea), 954 nucleotides. The record is from the annotation of a GenBank genome assembly. Lineage: Eukaryota; Viridiplantae; Streptophyta; Magnoliopsida; Fabales; Fabaceae.
AUGGGGAAAAGGCCGCCGUACUCCACGGAUAUAGAGGCGGCUCAUUAUCCCCCGCCACCACCACCUCCUUACCAUUUUCCACAACCAACACAAUGGUUCUCAUGGUUGGUGCCACUCAUUUUUUUAGCCAACAUUGCAAUGUUUGUGUAUAGCUUGUAUAUCAAUGAUUGUCCUGCAUAUUUGAAUGAAAAUGAUUGUCUUUACCAUCAGUAUUUGGGAAGAUUCUCUUUUCAACCUUUCACCGAAAACCCUCUCCUCGGCCCUUCCGUUCGCACGCUGAGGGUAUUAGGAGCUCUUGAAAAGGACCUGGUGGUGGGUGAAAAUGAAGCAUGGCGUUUCUUUACUUGCAUGUUUCUUCAUGCAGGAGUUGUACAUUUACUGGCCAAUAUGUUUAGUCUUUUAUUCAUCGGAGUUCGCCUUGAGAACGAAUUCGGAUUUUUGAAAAUUGGACUACUGUAUAUGUUUUCUGGUUUUGGUGGAAGUUUGUUAUCAAUUUUGCAUUUGGGAGAUGCAGCAGUACCAAAUACAAUAUCGGUUGGCGCUUCCGGUGCACUUUUUGGACUUCUCGGAGCCAUGCUUUCUGAGCUUCUAACCAAUUGGACUAUCUAUUCAAACAAGUGCGCAGCUCUUACAAGUCUUCUGCUCAUUAUUGGCUUAAAUUUGGCUGUUGGAUUUCUACCUCAUGUGGACAAUUCAGCUCAUAUAGGAGGAUUUCUUUCAGGAUUUUUGCUUGGUUUCAUUCUUUUAAUGCGCCCUCAAUAUGGUUACGUGAACCGCAAAUAUAUACCUCCGGGAUAUCACGUAAAACGUAAAUCCAAAUAUAAAUGUUAUCAGUACUUCUUUCUGAUCUUGGCACUCAUUAUAUUACUUGCCGGGUAUGCAUACGGAUUAGCUUUAUUGUACCUAGGAGAACCAGAAAGAAUGUUUUACUUGUCACAGACUAAUCCAAUUUGA